Messenger RNA from Hemiscyllium ocellatum (epaulette shark), 656 nucleotides. RefSeq names its product guanylate cyclase activator 1A (gene guca1aa). The transcript has 4 exons. The record is from RefSeq and is a predicted model, not a curated record. Bases 1 to 567 code for a protein of 188 amino acids. NCBI's taxonomy places the organism in Eukaryota, Metazoa, Chordata, Chondrichthyes, Orectolobiformes, Hemiscylliidae. Gene Ontology annotation, molecular function: calcium sensitive guanylate cyclase activator activity; calcium ion binding.
AUGGGAAACUCACAAGGCACCACUGUGGAUGACCUACAGGCCGUGGAGCUUCACCACUGGUACAAGAAGUUUAUGGUUGAAUGCCCAUCCGGACAGCUGACCCUGCAUGAGUUCAAACAAUUCUUUGGCCUUAAGGGAUUGAACCAAGAAGCUAAUGCCUACAUUGAACAGAUGUUUAAGACUUUUGAUAUGAAUAAGGAUGGGUACAUUGACUUCAUGGAGUAUGUGGCUGCCCUUAGCUUAGUCCUCCGAGGUAAAAUGGAGCAGAAAUUGCGCUGGUAUUUCAAGCUGUAUGAUGUGGAUGGCAAUGGCUGUAUUGACAGACACGAACUGCUUAACAUCAUUAAGGCUAUCCGUGCCAUUAACGGUUGUGAACAGGACAUGUCGGCAGAAGAGUUCACAAACCGUGUCUUUGACAAUAUUGAUAUUAAUGGAGAUGGGGAACUUUCACUUGAAGAGUUUGUUGAAGGAGCCAAGAAAGACAAAGAGUUUUGUGACGUGAUGAUGAAUAGUCUAGACCUCACUCAUAUUGUUACAAUGAUUCAUAAUCGAAGACACAGUGUGUAAAAGGGAGGAAGUGGACAGAAUUUCAGACGAACAUUAAUUAAAACCCAGAAACUAUUUUUCCUUGUGUACAGAUAACACACACACACACA